Stegodyphus dumicola is the source of this 4212-nucleotide messenger RNA. RefSeq names its product fat-like cadherin-related tumor suppressor homolog. Lineage: Eukaryota; Metazoa; Arthropoda; Arachnida; Araneae; Eresidae. Gene Ontology annotation, molecular function: calcium ion binding. The record is from RefSeq and is a predicted model, not a curated record. Gene Ontology annotation, biological process: homophilic cell-cell adhesion. Gene Ontology annotation, cellular component: plasma membrane.
AUCUACAAAUACGUAAAGCUGGUGAUGUUCCUGGUUUAAAUACCAUUCCUGCUCCUGUUGUGCCAUCUCGUGGUCCGUCCAGCCUUGGCGUGCCUUCUGUUUUAAGCCUUAACUCUGUUGAUGAUAUGCCAGCAGCCGAGAAAGCAGGUGGGAGGAGAAACACAACCGAAGGUUAUAUAUGGGAUUGUUCUGACUGGGCAGUAGCAUCUCAGAAGCCGCUGUCAAAUAUUGUUGAAGUGUCAACAAAAGAAGUACGGGAUUCUUCAAGUGUUCCUAGCACUGAAUCAAACAGUCGUACCAGCCAAAUUGAAUUGCUUCCUAAAGAUGGGGAAAAUGGUCAAUCUGGGAAUCUCAAGCUUUCAAGCAACCAAUCAGGAAGUGAAGACUUUGAAAGACCAGAAUCUGAGUACGUUGGUGAUUCGGAAAAUAAUGACAAUGAUUUUGAUGAUAGUGUUCUUCCUGUGCCAAACUUUGAAAAUAUUUUGGGCAUGGCUGAUUUAGAAUUUGCUGAUGAUGGAACAGACAGUAGUCCAUCUCCUCAUAAAUAUCAGCGUCAUCCUAAUUCGUAUCUACCUGCCCAUACAACAAGCACUGCUAAUACAAGCCCAGAUCACACCUGGAAUGCAGACACUCGCCAAAUUUGUGAGCUUUCUGAUGAUGAAGUCAUGACAUAUGGUUUUCCACCUCAGGGAGGGCGUGGUUUUCAUGUUCCAAUAGAUGUCUCGGGCUUAGAUUCUAUGUCUAUGUCUGUCGGAGGAUAUACUUCAACUAAUGCCUCAUUUUCUGAUAUAUCUGGUGCUGUCUGUGAGAUUGAUGACAGUGAAGCAAAUUGUAGUGAUGUAGACUAUGAUGGUGUAGAUACUAAACCUUCUGCAUUUCCUCAGGACAGGUUUUGCUCCACUCACUUAUAGCCAGUUGUCAAUUGUAAAAUAGAUAUAUUGGAUAAGGUGUUGCUAUUACUGUACAUUCAACUUCCAUUUACCAACCAAAAUAUUAUAUUCAGAGCUUUUAUUGUUACUUGUCUUUAUGAAAAACUUUGUAACUAGAAAGUUAAAACAAAUCCGAAUUUAAUUCGAUUUAGAACUGAAUCACUUAUAUAAGCUUUAAAUUUUCUUUAAUGAAUUGUAUUCAUUAAUUUCACAAUUUUAUUCCUUUUAAUUAUUGUAACCUCUCCGAAAUUAGUUUUAUUUUAAGAAGCUGCUUCAGUUAGUAGAAGUCUGAAUCUCCAGAUCUGCAUGCCUUUGCUUGUUUAAAGUUUUCAUUUUGCCUUAAAAUUUGUCCAUAUGCCUAUUUUCACCUUUCUCUUUCUGUUUAUUGAUAACUAGAAUAGAUGUAUUACUUUUCUUUUUCUGUUCCUUUUUUUAUCUUUCUCUCACAUAGAUUAUAUUCAAAAUAUUAAGUAAAAAAAUGAAUAAAAUCUUAUAAAAUUAUAAUGAAAUUAAUCUUAAGUUAUUUGAAAAUUCUAAAUUCAUCUGAUGGUGCCUAAACAAAUUUGCAAAGUGAACUUGAUUAUAUGAUCUUAAUAUGAUAAUCUGUAACAUAUAAUAUAACAUGUGGCACAUGGCCAUAUUUGAUACUGACUUGUUAGUAUAAAAAAUUGAGAAGAAUUUUCAUAGUUAAAUUGAGUGUGCAUACUGUGGAAAGGAAUACUGUCAUAGUAUAACUGAGUAGGUAAUAAUGACAUUAGAAAAUAUCUUUUUAUGAGCUAUGGUAAUGAUGUAAGCAUUUAUAAAAAUUAUCAAUUAGAUACAUUAUAAAUAAUAUUAGGCAAAUAUACUAUUAAAAAUGAAAUGAUGAUAAAAAUGAUUAAGUUAUAUAUAUAUAUAUAACUUAAUAUACAGCUCUGUUAUAUAGUAAUAUAUCACUUAAACAUAGAAUCAAGAAAUGGUUAACAAUUGGCUACCAGAGACUACUGCUAUUGCAUUAUAGUUGAGUACAUGUUUAUUCAUGCUAAACAGUGAAAGUUUUAGUAGUUGUAAUUCAAAUGUAAUUUUAAAACUACUAAAAAAAUCAUAGUUAUCCUUGUAAAGCUAAUUUUGAAGGAUCAGAGAAGCAAUAGUAGUCAUAAUACGAAACUUCUAGAACGAUGUUUCUUAAGUUGUAGAUCAGGACCCCAAAUGGGGUCGCAAAUCUAAAUGUUUGAAUCACGAAAAUUUAAUCCAGAUACAUGAAUUUAAAGAAAUAUUAUUCACACUCCGUUCGUUAUCUUUAAUUUAAUAUAUUACAUUUUUCCUACAGUGCAAUUAUAAUAUUGUUUUACUGGUCAAGUUGAACCAUAAAUUAUAUUUACAUAUUGAAAAUUACUACUAAAAAGAAAAUGAGAAGCAAUAUUUCAAAAUAAUUACAUAGUGUAUAUAAGUGAAAACAAAUUGUAUGUCAUUUAGAAGGUUAAAGUUCCAUUUUUCCCCUUUCAUUAAUUAAUGCUGAUUUCACUUUCAUAUUAUGAAUGCAUUUAUUUAUUUUAUAUCUCAAGUUUGUGAUACUUAUUUUCAUCAUUAAAGUUUAGAAUUUAGUAAUUAGGUUUUACAUAAAAUUGAACAGUAAUGUUAUGAUUAUUAAACUAGUAGAAUAGUAAUAUUAAACUUCAGUUCACAGCAGUUUAGAUUUUGAAAUUUCUCCAAAGCAGAUUAGAUUUUUAUAGAUGAGAUUCAUGAAAUUUUGCACUAUGUAUGCAUCACGCUUUUAAAUACCUGAGUAUACUUUCAAUCAUACAUUUCAGUCAAUUUACAUGUUAUUCUAAUAUUUACCUGUUUUUACAUGCAGGCAUGUAUAAGGCUUUUUAUAAUUAUUUAUUGUUCAUUUCUUGUCAACAAUUACUCUUAUAUUAUUAUCACUUUGUAUAAGUUGAACCAGUUUUAAAUGGUUUCCUGUUGCGGUUUUUGAACUUGUUAGUAAAAUAAAAGUUAUACAUAGCGUAAUUAAUUAAUUUUAAUAAUAUUAAAAACCAUGUAAUGAAGAUAUUAUUAGCUAAUGUGAAUUUUUAAUAAUUUUGGGUAAUUAAUGCAAUUGGAAGAACGAAAGUUAUGGUACAUGUAGUUUGCAACAUUAUAUGUAACAUUAAAUACUGAAAAGUAUUUAAUGUUACACAUAAUGUUAAUAUGUAGUUUAAUCCAAAUGUAAUUGAUAGUACUGACUGAAAUAUUUUGAAUCAUUUCUAUCUUUGUUUCUGGAUAUUAAUAAUGUUAUUUUUCAAGAUCUCUUUUAGUCAGCUGAUUUUUUAACUCAAGGAGAUUCAGACAAUGGCUAAAUGUUUUUCAUACAUAAUUUUAAAAUGUUUACAAAAUGCACAUGUUAUUACUAUUUUUAUUCUGUUUGUUUUAUUUCAAUAUUUAGAAUUUUUGUAAUUAGAAAUCAUGGUGAUUUUUAUAGAAUUUAAACUUUUCUUAGCAUUAGAACUACAUUUUGAACUUUCUAUGUGUAUCAGAACAAACUAACUUGGAAAAAUUUAGUAAUCCAUCAUUCAUCAUCAUUUUUGUAAAUGGACUUUUUAUAUAUGUAUUUAUCAUUCCUAAUUUAAUUAAGAUAUUUUAUUUCUAUGCUGGUGUAAUAUAAAUGAGAAGGAGCAAAAGGUGUCCUGCAGUUUGUGAUAACUUGGAUCUGUGGCAGCUGAUUUCUGUCUCUUUCUAUGUGGUCUGCAGUGCAGCUGCUUUUGUGCCAAAAUCACUUUCGUUUUUACACUUUUCUUUUUUAAUUUUAUACUGAAAUUUUUUACUGUGAUGAACUUUUCCUGUAAAAUGUUUUUCAAUGAAGGAAGAAAAUCCUUUGAUGCUGUAGUCAUCAUUUUUUGGGAAGUGUAUUGUCUUAAUUCAAGUUAGAGUUGCUGAAUAAUUAGCUAUUUAAAGUUAUUAACAUUCCACAGUGCCAGGUUUCUCCUAUAAAUCUGUUUUAUAAAUUUCACAUGUUACACCUUUGCACUAAAACAUUACUUGCAAUAAUUUUAUAAUGAGGAAAUAUUAAUAUUUCAUUAAUUCUUAAACAUUUUAGAGUGUUACUCUGUAGUUAGAGAUUUAACUAUAUAAAUAAAAAUGAAAAUAUUGUAUUAUAGUUUAAAAGAAGUUACAGUAUUUUUUCACCAACUUCCAUUUCUCAAAAUAAUACACUUAAUCAACCCUUUUUUUUUUUCUAAAAUACUUAAAUCAGAUUGUAUAAAUUUCCAGUAAAUUUCAAGGUAUAAGAAUCAUUUUGGUCAUAUCUAACUUUUAAUUCAUAGAU